AUGGACCUCCUUCGAGACAAAUGCCAUGCGUCCGAAGCGAGCACCUGCUCCAGCCCCGACGCUGGCGCCGGCGUGGGCGCGGGAGCGAGCGCGGGUCAGCCACACGCCGCUCACUCCUCGCAAGCCACCCGCUCCCGCGCCGACCGUCCAUGCGACACCUGCCGCAAGAGGAAGUCGAGAUGCGUCAAGGAGCCCGGCCAGGACAAGUGUGUUCUGUGUUCCUUCCACCGUCGCGCCUGCACGUAUCUCGACGAGCCUCAGCGUAGGAAGAGGCCAAAGGCUGACAGCCUGGCAAGCAUCUCCUCGACCCCAGAGCACCGCAGGCAGAGCUCCGAUCCCACGCAUUUCAAGUACAUCGGCCCAAGCUCUGUGUACGAGGGACAGCUCCUGGACGUCUUGCACGGCCUGGUGGAUCAUGGCGCUGAUGACACAACACCGAAAUUCCGCCGCGCCGAUACUAGCACCACCUUUCUGUCGCGGCCAGAUUCCAAGUCUCUCUUCAGCGCCGACGACGACGAGGACCUCGAUUACCUCGCCGCCUUCUACCUCAUCGCAAUGGACUGGUGGGAGUACGAUCCUGAACUGUCGUCCAAGGACAAGCCGGACGCCACGGCGCUGCUCAAGGUGGCCAUGACGACCCUCGCCGCCGUGAUACACCGACCAAAGCUCUCGACGGUCCACGCAGGCUUGCUGCUGCUGCAGAGGUCAGGAGGGGACUCGUGGGUGCUGACAAGCCAGGUGGUCGCGCUUGCUGAGGAGCUCGGCUUACACGUCGACUGUUCCUUGUGGAACAUACCAGACUGGGAGAAGGGGCUGAGGAGGAGGCUGGCAUGGGCCGUCUUCAUGCAGGACAAGUGGAGUGCCUUCACCCACGGCCGACCGUCUCACAUCACCCCGGGCUCCUGGCGCAUCCCUCAGCUGUCGCUUGACGACUUCCCGGAAUCAGCCGCUGACGAUGACGGCAAGGACGGGAGCACAGAUGUUGAGACGGGGCGGCAGGUCUUUAUCCACCUCACACAUCUGACCGAAAUAAUGGCAGGGACCCUCGAGUCUCUGUACGGCCCAAACCAGAUGCGCACAGAGAGCGUCUACGCCCAGCACGGUGUACAGGGCCUGAUGAAUAUGGUGAAGCCCAUGGUCAGAAGGCUCGAGGCCUGGGCCGAAGAGAUCCCCCCGGGCCUGGAAAUGGACUCGACCAAACCAAGGAGGCUCUGCUCAAACGGCAACCUCCACCUGUCGUACUUCAUCACCGAGAUCAUGAUCUACCGCUUCAUCCUGCGUCGAGUGACUCCCGACACCCUGCCUGCGGUCCGAGAAAUCGCCCGCGAGGCAGGCAAGGCAUGCCUCGAGAAGGCCAUGAGCUUUGUCGAGUGUCUCCGUCCCGAGCAUCUGCAGGCCUUCUGGUGGUCCGCAGCGCCAAAGUCUCUCGCCCUCAUCAGGUCAUUCGGCGGGCUACUCUGGGCAACCAGCAGCACCGAGAUGGAGGCCGGCUUUUACCGGCAGAAGCUGAUAGACUUCCAGUGGAGCUUGAAGGUGCGGUCCAGGGGCGUCGGCUUCCUCACUGCCGCCAUCCGAGAGGUGGAGGAUUCCCUGGAUGGCCCCGACAUGGCCCACUCGCCAGUUCCAAGCAGUAGCAAAUCACUGUAUCAUUCGUUGGAAGAGAUUAACGCUACAGAGAUGCCACCGCACUCGCAGGCGCACUCUUUCCCUCGGCAGAAUCUUGCCCGCAUGAAUGGACCCUUGCCAACGCCCCCACAAAUCUCGCCUGUUGAGCAGGCCACACCGCGGGUUGCGCCCUUUGACCCAGCCAUGUACGAUCAAGCCCAGCUGGGGCAUGGCCAGCUGGAUCCCUCAACGCUCAGCUUCAGCAUCAUGGACCUUGAUCCUGCUGCGAGGCAAGUGUAUAUGGAUAUGACCGGACAGGCUCUCUUCUAUACGGAUAUGCCCAUGUCUAAUCCGUGA
This is a messenger RNA of Diaporthe citri, 1962 nucleotides long. RefSeq lists its product as uncharacterized. The coding region runs from base 1 to 1962 and encodes 653 amino acids. The record is from RefSeq and is a predicted model, not a curated record. The transcript has 3 exons. Gene Ontology annotation, biological process: DNA-templated transcription. Gene Ontology annotation, cellular component: nucleus. Gene Ontology annotation, molecular function: DNA-binding transcription factor activity, RNA polymerase II-specific; DNA binding; zinc ion binding. Lineage: Eukaryota; Fungi; Ascomycota; Sordariomycetes; Diaporthales; Diaporthaceae.